Molecule: messenger RNA, 1444 nt
Organism: Scomber japonicus (chub mackerel)
Lineage: Eukaryota; Metazoa; Chordata; Actinopteri; Scombriformes; Scombridae
Gene: srgn
Product: serglycin
Exons: 4
Coding region: 91-663 (190 amino acids)
Source: RefSeq, a predicted model, not a curated record
ACACACUUCUGCGCGUUAAGAAGCUUCAUUUUGGAAAGCAGUGUCUUUAGAUUUUAUUUGGUGUUACGUGAAAGGAAGAAAAAACUGGAGAUGAAACUGUUUCUGCUCCUCGUCAUCUCCUGCCUCGCCUUAAAUAACGGACAGGGAGCACCCACAGGUGCUAGAUAUAAAUUUGUAAAGUGUAACCCUGAUGGCGACCAGGCAAACUGUGUGACUUACCAAAGUCCAGAGAUGGCAUUGAGUCCAGACCUGCCAGCCAAACUGCCCGCUUCCACUGCACAGUAUCUAGAGGCAGAGCCUGUGGAGGAUGAGAGUCCAGUCGAGGACGAGGACGAAGAUCUAUUCGGAGAGGAGGAUGAAAAUGAUGAAGUGGAAGAGGAAGAGGACGAAUCACAGACAACCAGUGAAGACGGGGAGUCUCCUCUGGUGCCCGAGGAAGGUUCUGGUCUUUACGAAGGCUCUGGAUUUGAAGAUUCAUUCAUCGGAGACCAGGCUUUUGGGGCUGAAAUGGGCUCUGGGGAGUCCUGGCCAGAGAAAGACACAGAGCCAUUCAGAGGUGGACGGGCAGAUACAACGGAUAUGUGGCGGUACACCCGGUCUCUGCCUGAUGAGGCAAAACCAGCAGAGCACGAGAUGAAAGAAGACCACCUUCUGCAGCUGUAGACCCUAACCCUAACCCACACGCACACACAGACACACAUACAAGGCUAGCAUAUAAUUUGCUUCUAACCUCUCAAUCCAAAUAAUAUAACAGAUAUAGCAUCAUCACCUCGUGGUGGAAAAACUUGGUUGCUGAGAGAUCGACAAAGGCCAAAAUAUAUGUAAUUUAUAUUUUCAGUGUUAUUGAUGGGAUAUAUUCUCUUCAGGAGCAAAAUAACAAAGUAUAAGAAGCUAAAAGAAUGGUCUGCUUUCAUGAAACACACUGUACCCACUUUAGUUUGCUUUCUUGUGAAAAAGAAUUGUCUGUUGGGAAAUGUUUUUUUGAUAUACACUUUAAAGUAUGCUUUUGAAUAAUUGACCAGUGCAAUAUUGGAUAUCACCUUUGUCAUCUGUGCAUUGCUCACCAUUGUAGCUGAGGUUUUAACCAUUUUUUUGGAGCCAAUAAGGCAUGUGUUCCUUUAAAACACACAAAACUGGACCUAUUUAUAUAUUUGAUCCCUUUGUCUCAAAGGUUGUGACACUUAAUAUUUUUACCCAGGACAAUUAUGCAACCUAUUUUGAGAACUUCUGGUCUGUUAGAUGGAGCAAGAGAACCUUGCACACAAAAAGCCCUCAGGAAGAGAUUCACGCAAUCUUAACCACUGUAUGUAUCGUGCACUUGCAAUCCAUUUCGACCAUUCUGUCUAAUUUGCAUAUUAAAUACUUCUAUUAAUAAAAGAUUUAUAUCAACAGUGCUCUGUUUUCUAACUUUUCUGUUUUUUAUCUUCUCAGUCACCCUCAAUUU